Ictalurus punctatus (channel catfish) is the source of this 4941-nucleotide messenger RNA. It is a transcript of the gene inab, whose product is annotated as internexin neuronal intermediate filament protein, alpha b. The coding region runs from base 398 to 1804 and encodes 468 amino acids. The transcript has 3 exons. Gene Ontology annotation, molecular function: structural constituent of postsynaptic intermediate filament cytoskeleton. Gene Ontology annotation, cellular component: postsynaptic intermediate filament cytoskeleton; cytoplasm; intermediate filament. Gene Ontology annotation, biological process: intermediate filament organization. The record is from RefSeq and is a predicted model, not a curated record. Lineage: Eukaryota; Metazoa; Chordata; Actinopteri; Siluriformes; Ictaluridae.
GCGGCAUCUUUUCAUCUAAUAAAAUGUCUCUGGUGGUGGUGGCGUUGCAUGGAUGUUCCUCUUGGAUCCCACAGAGACAGAGGAGCGAUGAGAAUUUUUUUUUCUUCCUUACAUCAGCACUGCGCCAAAACGGACAGUUCCAUCCCGCCUCCCCUGCUCAGGCUUCAUAAAGCGACUCAAACGCGCUAUCACUUCCAGCAGAAACACUUCGAAAAAGUUAAAGGAGCUUGUUUUUUGGCGUGUUUCCCAUUGAGACAUCUGCAGCCGGAUAGCUGGGUGUGAAGAUACAGCCUAUAAGCAGGGUGACAUCGAUUGGGACGGUCCUGCUGCUGCUAUAAAAAGGUGGGGGGGACACUCCGCAGCCUGAGUUCCGCUCCUUACAUCCUCAAACGCCAAAAUGAGUUACGGAUCCGAUGUCUAUUCUUCUUCAUCCUACCGGAAGAUUUUCGGAGAGUCUCCGCGUUUCUCGACGUCCCCGUCCAGAAUGAGUGCCCCCCGAAGCGGCUACCGGUCCGUGUCUAUGUCCAGGACCACCAGCUCGAGUCUGGGCUCCUAUAAGCGCAUCGGGCGCACCGGCUUCCCAUCAUCGACCUCUCCGAUGGGGAUGGACACGUUUGACUUCGCGCAGAGCACCGCGCUGAGCAACGAGCUCAAGAUAGUUCGCACAAACGAGAAGGAGCAGAUGCAGGGCUUGAACGACCGCUUCGCCUCGUUCAUCGAGAAAGUGCGCCACGUGGAGCAGCAAAACAAGGCGCUGGAGGUCGAACUUGCGGCGCUGCGUCAGCGUCACGCGGAGCCGUCGCGUCUCUCCGACCUCUACCAACAGGAGAUCCGGGAGCUGCGUGCGCAGCUGGAGCAGGUUUGUGCCGAGCGAGAGCGCGCUGCGCUGGAGCGCGACGCCGCAGAAGAGGAGCUGCACAAGGCGCAGGAGCGUUGCGAAGAGGAAGCGCGCCGGCGCGACGAGGCCGAGCGCACGCUGCAGGCUUUCCGCAAGGAUGUAGACGACGCGUCUCUGGCGCGACUCGACUUGGAGAGGAAGGUCGAGUCACUGCUGGACGAGAUCGGCUUCCUGCGCAAGGUGCACGACGAAGAGGUGGCCGAGCUCACCAGCGUCAUCCAGGCGUCGCAGGUGUCCGUGGAGCUCGAGGUGACCAAGCCGGAUCUAACCUCCGCUCUCAAGGAGAUCCGCACGCAGUACGAGUCGCUCGCCUCUAAAAACCUCCAAUCCGCCGAGGAGUGGUACCGCUCCAAGUUCGCCGACCUGAACGAGCAGGCGAGCCGCAGCAACGAGGCGAUCCGCGCCAGCCGUGAAGAGGUCAACGAGUUCAGGCGUCAGCUGCAGUCCAGGACCAUCGAGAUCGAGAGCCUGCGCGGCACCAACGAGUCCCUGGAGCGGCAGCUCCGCGAGAUGGAGGAGCGGCACAACCUCGAGGUCGUCGGCCUUCAGGACGCAAUUGGUGAGCUGGAGAAUGAGCUAAGGACCACUAAGAGCGAGAUGGCUCGUCACUUGAGGGAAUACCAGGACCUUUUAAAUGUCAAGAUGGCCUUGGAUAUUGAGAUUGCUGCUUACAGGAAACUUCUGGAAGGAGAGGAGACCCGCCUAAGCACGGGCAUCACCUACUCAUUUCCAGGCUCCCAGAGCUACAACUACCAGAGCCGUGUCUAUACCAGCUCUACCAAGAGCACCAAGAAGGAGAGAGGAGAGGAUGAGGACAAACCGAUUGGUGGGUCCGAAAACUCCGUUUCCAAGAAGGCUGAAAAGCAUGAUUCUGGAGAGGCUGAUGUUGCCACUUCGAAGAACUAAGUCUCAUCUCCCUCCUUAUUGCACCCCCCCCCCCCCCCCCCCCCCCCAGUCUCCUUCACUAGGAAUGUCUCAGAGAGGAAUCCAGUGUAUCCGUGUAUCAGCUCUCUCUUUCUCUCUCCACUUAUCGAAUACAGCACUCUCAGUAACAGGGCGUCUGUCCCCUUAAGAUAGACAGCACACUCUUUAGGCACAAUCCACUCUUUCUCUCCGCUACUCUUACUUGUUAGCUGAUCAGGUCUGCGUUGUUUUGCAUAGGUGUUGUCUUAAAAAUAAACCCUUAAGUGCACUAACACAGGCUACGCUCAUCACAUUCCAGAAAGCUUAUGUGCAUGUGUGUGAACAUGCACAAUGCAUUCAGGACAAAAUCCUAAUCUGUUCACAAAUUUGUCAAUAGUCACUAUUCAUUAUACAGAAAAGAAAUCAGCACACUACAUGGCCAUCCCAAUUUAUUUAUUUAUCUUGCUGUAUGCCAGGGGUAUUCAACUCCGAUUUGUGAAAAUUCCUUGCUUACAAAGGUCUGGUUAAGCAACUAACAUAAUUGUUCACAACAGUUCUUUAAUGCGUUAUCUUUUAAUGCUUAACCACUUAUGAUUCGUUCAUGGCUAAAAAUAAAACACAAAUCCACAGUGGUUAUGUUUUGUUUCACAUUGGUGAUUCAUGUGACCACUUUUGACUAUAGGCACGGAUUCUGAACAGAUAAGAUGCAUCUGUUUUGAAAAUUCUUCUCUGUCCGGUCAUGUUUAUAGUCUGUGAAAAGUCUUCCCUUCCCCAAGAAGCUGACUUCAGCUGAACAAUGGACAUAAAUGCAUUUGAUUGGAUGAGCCGCAAUAGAGGAUAUGUUACAGAUGGCAUGUUGGUUCAUGUUUAAAACUAGACGUGGUUCUGCUACAGUAAAAUACUUUGAUAUUGGUCCGCCAGUUGAUCACCCCUGCUGUACACCAUGGCAUUACUCUUACUUGCGGAUUCUUUCCGUAGUCUCAGAUAUUUUGUUACAUCUGAAAGUUCAGUCGUUCUACUCUUCCUACCAUUAGCUGCGUUUGAUUCAUGAUCUGCAUUCACACAUGUGUGCAUGGUAACAAUGCAUCCCAGAUCACUUUCUCCAAAACCUAUUGCCAAAGCACGAAAUUCCUCUCCAAGACUAGUCAUGGUGCCAAUCUGACUCUCCCCUGCUUGAAAAUGAAUUGAGUGCAAGCAGCAGCUGAUAUUAAUGCAUGAUGUUUAUUCCCUGUUUGCAUGUCAAGUGUAUGUGUGUAUGGGCCAUCCAGCAAUCCUUAAUUACAACGCUGUUCUUUUCUCAAAUCAUUCAUCCUGCAAUGUCAAUCAUGCAUUGAAUCACAGUAUCAGCUAAUUAGUGCACAAUGCUGCUUGGUAUGCGUGAUAGUAACACAUGAUUAUUCAGGACACAAAUGUAUUAGGAUGUUACUUAAACUAGGCUUGGGAAAGAAAUACAAAAUAUGGUAAACAAUUUAAACAGACUCUCCCGAGUACCAUUUGCCCUAUCGUCAGGAGAUCACAAGUUCAAAUCCUGAUGAUGCCACAGCCAUCCUUGGCCUGAAGGCAAGGGAGCAAAAUUGGCUGUUCUCUCUAGGUGGAUGGGAGGGAUGGCAUAAUCUCUCUCCCCUGUCAAUCAAAGUGACACUAGCCAAACAUAGGUGCUUGUAAGUUCAUGUAUGGGGAAGAGAGCAGUAGCCCUUUCCUCAGAGUGUUUUACGCUACCCUGUGACACAGCAUGAGCAGCAGUUUGGUGGGUGGAAAUUGGCAGGUGACCAAAUUGGGGAGAAAAAUAGGUGAAAAAAAGGUAAUGGUGAAAGUACGAGUCUUGCUUUUGAGUUCGAGGACAAACAUAUAAAAAAAAUUAGCACAAAUGUAGCAUGGGCUACUGAAAGGCAUUAUUUAAAUGAGAAUGUUACAUGUAUACACGAAUGUACCAUCAUCCAUAAUCGCCGCAUAACAAAAAUGCACAACAUAACACACACACACAAAAAAAAAAACCCACAAGCCAUUCUUAAAAACCUCGCUUUCUAUUACAAAAGGAAUAUAAUUUAUAAGGAAUGGCUCAGCUUAAACCUAUACUCUUCAAUACAACUUUUCAAAUACUGUAAGUCCAGACAUAGACUUAGAUCAACAACAUCGAUGCACAAAGCAAAGCUUCCCUUAAGUAUCAGUUUGCAUUAAUUAACUAAUAAUCAGUACUAGCUUGAAUCUUUUCUAACUCUACUUGAUCACUGCCAGGUCUUGACACCACUUGCCUCAAGGCACUAUAGGCCUGACUUACUGCACUCUUCACUGUGAUCAAAUCAACUGUACUGCAGCAUGUUAUAGAGGUUUACUUUUUUCACUGGAUAGUCUUUGGAGAAAAUGAUAAAGGUGAUAAAUAUGGUAGCUUGCAUAUAUGGAAUCAUCCAAACAGUUCCCCAUUAAAAAGUUAAAAAGGUUGUAUGAAAGGUUCUGGGAAAUAUUGAAGUUUGUCCAUCCCUUUCCUUUGGGGAUCCACUGUCGUGUACUGUAAGUGAUUCCUGUGCUGACACACUUCAUUUAAGUAAUUAAGCAUCUGAUAAUGAGUUGACAAGCUAGAACAAGUGUGUUAGCACAGUGGGGGAAAAAAACAAAAACAAAAAUGUGCUAUUUAUGAGUCUCCAAAACUGCAUAUCACAUUGGAACUUUUGGUCUUAAGUAUAAAUGAAAACUUCUCUCAAGGCACUUUUCACUUUUAGGUGUCUACGUAAAUAAUAAUAUGUGGAAGAUGAAAUGUUAAUAUAUUUAAACCUUCGCAACUCGCUUCCGAUGAAAAAAAAAAAACAACAACAACAAAAAAAAAACACAGCCAACACAAAUCCGAUGAGCAAUCUUUAACAAAUACAAAAGGCACAAAAGUCAAUGUUACUCAAUGCUUUAGGUUAUCAAAUUGCCUUAAAUCACCAGCAGCUUGCUGAAGCUAUCAGUGUGUGGGUUUGUGUGUUGUGUCUGCUAAGAAUGUGCUCCGUUGAUUGUUCUCUCUAGAUACUACAAUGUUACAAUGAAUAACUUAUAAAAUGAUGUCCGUAGGAACUGAAUGUAGAUUAUGCACUGUAGUCUUUAUCCUUUAUCUUACUGCUGUAUCACCAAUGACCAAUAAAGACUUAGCAUUAUGAAGUCCA